Messenger RNA from Girardinichthys multiradiatus, 1006 nucleotides. RefSeq names its product vegetative cell wall protein gp1-like. Lineage: Eukaryota; Metazoa; Chordata; Actinopteri; Cyprinodontiformes; Goodeidae. The record is from RefSeq and is a predicted model, not a curated record. Bases 218 to 1006 code for a protein of 262 amino acids. The transcript has 2 exons.
UCUGUUGAUUUUAUCUUCAGAUGAGCUUCAAACCAAAGAGCCAUAAAGCCCUGGGAGAUGAGGAGUGGAUGGCAAGGCUUAGGGGAUUUUCCAGCGAUGGGGUUUGGCCGUCAAAUGCAGGGAAUAGACCUGCCCCGAGGCAGAAGAAGUGGCAUGCUCUCUAUCAGAAGGAAAGGCAUACCCACUGUUUUACUCACCUGUAUGUGUAGUGAGGCAUAUGAAGGUGAGGUCUCAUACGAAUUCACUGAAGCCCAACUUGGUUGCUCGGAAACCACCGGGCCCCUCUCUGCCCUCUUUGAGGACCCCUAGCCUGGCACCUUCCUCUGUGAGGACCUCUGCCCCCCCUCCAUCCUCUGUGAGGACCCCUAGCCUGGCACCUUCCUCUGUGAGGACCUCUGGCCCCCCUCCAUCCUCUGUGAGGACUCCUAGCCUGGUACCAUCCUCUGUGAGGACCCCUAGCCUGGCUUCAUCAUCCACAACACCGACACACAUCUGCCAGACAGUUUCACCUGAGGAGCCUGCAGCGUGUGUGCAACAGUCAGAUGCAGCUGGUGAUGCAGGACCUGGCUGGUUGCCGAGGGAGAUGAGGAAGACCAUUCCUGUACAGGACCAGAGAUGGAUGGGAAAUACCCUCUUUCAUGCCGGCAAAGUGCGCCCAGAUUUCAAGUUGUGGUAUGAGCCUCCUGUACCAGCCCUCAUCUACCACCAGGUUCCAACACCCGAUCGUUUUUUUACCCACCGGCUUCUGGUGUGGAUGCCCUAUCAUCAGUGGAAAGUUAGGGUCUUCUGCCAAGCUUGUGGGAAGCAUCUUACGGGGGCUGGUGUUCCACCACAUGCUCCUGCUCUGGCUCCCACCAAAGCACCCCGAAAACUGACCCGCAAGGUUUUGCACAAUACAUGCAAAAAAUGUGGGCAGUUUAGAAUUGCUGAGACAGGACACAGCCAGUAUAGAGGACAUAUUUACUGUCCCUCCAAUGAAAGCAUGACAAAGGAGCUUUGGUUAUAA